Pungitius pungitius (ninespine stickleback) is the source of this 4341-nucleotide messenger RNA. It is a transcript of the gene gab1, whose product is annotated as GRB2-associated binding protein 1. Bases 602 to 2824 code for a protein of 740 amino acids. Gene Ontology annotation, biological process: signal transduction. Gene Ontology annotation, cellular component: cytoplasm. Gene Ontology annotation, molecular function: signaling adaptor activity. The transcript is spliced from 13 exons. Lineage: Eukaryota; Metazoa; Chordata; Actinopteri; Perciformes; Gasterosteidae. The record is from RefSeq and is a predicted model, not a curated record.
UGACACCCCCCAUGUUCCAGAGGAGGGUGAGUUCAGGGAAAGACGGAGCCACACUGUCAAUCGCAAUUAAGGAACCAUGGGAGGAAACUGGUGAGGAAGCUCGGCGGAACCACAGUGUUUACGGUGAAGAUUGUUUUUUUUUUUUAAAUAUCGCGCAGAAACAUUAUGCACCGCUACACUGUGGGACUUUUACAUCCGAUUUCGCCAACUGGGAAUCGCGCUACUUUGCCGGGAAUAAGCACGAAGCGUUAAAUGUAACGUUAACAACACAAAACAACUUAACGACUUUCAGUUGCCUGUGACUCCCCCCCCCUCCCGCCUGCCUUCACAGCCGUCCAGCCUGAGCAAAACACACAAGUCACCGUUGAUAUUUGUUCAAAAGGCGGUGCCGUGGAGGCUUAUAUUAAGCCCAAGCCUUGGAUAUACCCGUGUUUUUGACUCCCAACGCGUGGAAAAUCUGGUCUGUGCCUUUCAGAGAACUGCCUUGUCGGCGAGUCGACUUUCGAGGGAGUGACGGUACAAGAAGACACUCCCAGAAGACAACCCGAAGCCGAGCGGCAAUCUCCCCUCCGACUCCAGGGAGGGCACGCAGGGAGCAGAUAUGAGCGGGGGAGAGGUGGUGUGUUCGGGGUGGCUGAGAAAGUCUCCUCCUGAAAAGAAGUUGAGACGUUACGCAUGGAAGAAGCGGUGGUUUGUUCUUCGGAGUGGCCGUCUGACGGGCGACCCAGACGUAUUGGAGUACUACAAGAAUGACCACGCCAAGAAGCCCAUCCGCGUGAUUGAUCUCAACUUGUGUGAGCAGGUGGACGCUGGGCUGACGUUCAACAAGAAGGACCUGGAGCACAGCUUCAUUUUUGACAUCAAGACCAUCGACCGUGUCUUCUACCUGGUGGCUGACACCGAAGAAGAGAUGAAUAAGUGGGUUCGCUGCAUCUGCGACAUCUGUGGUUUUAACCCCACUGAUGACGAGGCAGCGAAAGCUGCUCACCAGUCGGCCAUCGGAGGCCUGGUGGUGGACACCGCACCGCACCCAGUGCUUGGUAAUAUCGUCGGUCCAGCAGCAAUGCUCACCAAUGUGCCCCCUCCAUACCAACCGGUCAAAGUGCGCCACCUGGACUCUCAGUCCAGUUCAGACGAGCCCCAGGAUUACCUGUGGCUCGUCAACUGUGAGAGCAAAAAGCCCGAGCCCAACAGAGCUCACGCCGAGUGUUCCAAGUCUACCUCUUCAGAGACAGACCUGAAUGACAACCUCCCCUCUCACCGCACGCCCACCUCCACGUCCUCAGCCAAGCACACGUCGCACAACGGCUUCUUCCCGCAGCACCCGGCCCCCGCCUCCGCCUCUUCCAUCUACGACUCGCCCCCGUCGCGCUGCGCCUCCCUGUCGACCGACGGCAGCCUGUACCACCUCCCUCGCAGCUUCUCCCAGGACACGGUGCUGGUCCCGAAGUCCGCCUCGUCCCCCGUGGCCCACCUGGACAGCGGGGACGGCUCCGACCUCUACGUCUUCAACACCCCGUCGCGGAAGCCCUCGAUGGAGUCGCAGCUUCGCAACCUUUCCAUCAGUUACGACAUCCCGCCCACGCCCGGCGCAAACUGCACCUACCAGGUGCCCCGCACUUUGUCCGUUUCGGCGGGCGUGGGAGUCUCAGAGGGCGGGGGGGACGCAGUGCCCCCUCCCAGGCCGCCCAAGCCUUCGCUCGGUUCCACCUCAGGACCCCCGCCGCCCCCCGCCGAGCGCUCGCCCACGGACACCUACUUUGUGCCUCGCUCGGUGUCCGAGACGGACGGGAACUACUGCGUGCCCACUAGUGGCGCGAACAAGGCGUUACGCAGCAACACCAUCGGCACCGUGGACUGUUCACGCAUCCGCAAAGAUUUUGCAUCCCAGGACUGCUAUGACAUUCCUAGAUCAUUCCCCUCUGAGAAAAGCUGUUCGUUUGACUUCAAUGAAAGCUUCAACAUCUACUUUAAAAAUAAAGGAAUGAUGCCAGUUGGCAGCCAGUCCACAGAAGAGGUAGACCAGAACUACGUACCCAUGGGGGCCAACUCGCCCUCACACCACCACUCGGGCAGUCUGUCGGAGCCGAUGCACGAACCCAACUAUGUGCCCAUGACCCCGGGCACCAUGGAGUUCUCCUCCCUGGGGAAACAGGUCCCCCCGCCUGCCCACAUGGGCUUUCGCUCCAGUCCCAAGACGCCGCCUCGCAGGCCUAUGCUCAAUGACUGUCAGCCCCCGCCCGUCGACCGCAAUCUCAAACCUGACCGCAAAGGUCAGAGUCCUAAAAUAAUAAGAGCAAAAGGUGUCGGUUUAGAGCGAACCGACUCUCAAACCGUAGGUGAAUUCCCGAGGGGACGACGCAAGGGAAGACCAGCUCCACUUGAGAUCAAACCACUGCCGGAAUGGGAGGAGCCCUGUACGCCGGUCCGCUCGCCUGUCACUCGCUCAUUUGCUCGAGAAGAGGAGUCCUUCUACUGCACAGUCCCCAUCACCCCUGUAAAGAGGGAGGUGGAGGAACUUGAUACCACAGAGGAGAAUAUGAAGCUUGGUGCCCCCAUGACUGCGGAUGGGGGGAGCAGCCCUAUGGCGAAGGUGAAGGGGGACAAACAGGUGGAGUACCUGGAUUUGGAUCUUGACUCCAACAAGUCGACCCCACCUAGAAAGGUUAAAAGCAAUGGAACUGGAAUAGCAGUGUCAGAUGAGCGUGUGGACUACGUAGUUGUGGACCAGCAACGGACACAAGCCCUUAAGAGCACAAGGGAGGCCUGGAACGAUGGCCGCCAAUCCACAGAGACAGACACCUCUUCCAAGGGACCCAAGUGACCCUGUUCUCCCAAACCGCCAACACACCUUCCAAACCCCCCCAAAACUGGUUGGCCUUUCACACUAGUGUAGGCUCUGGUGUGUGCUUUGGCACGAUCCAGCUGUCACCUUCCACUUCAGCAAGAUCCUUAAUGUGUAGUGGAGUUUAUACUGUUGUUAGGCCUAGGACAGCACUGUGUGUACAGUUGUGGGAGGGGCCAGGAAUAAGCUGAAUGCAGUAUAAAAUUGGGUGGAAUGACUAGACUGGCCUCUGGGGUUCAACAGUUUCCUUAAAUAAUAAUGCUGUUUGAUGUGGUUUUUGGAGUAUGAAUUGAAUCACUUGAUAACAUGGUCACAGUACUUUAUCACUGCAUCGCUCUACUAGCAGAGUAGAUGUUUCAGUUUCUCCUGUUUGAGUGGGGUGGGGAUGGGGUUCCAUAGGCACUGGUCAGCUUUACAGGUUUUUACCAAGUUGGUGUGAAUUGCUGAAACUCACACUAAAGUGUUUACCUAAUACUUCAAACCUGAUCUCUGAGAUAACCCAGUACGACAGCAUUUUUAUAGUUUUAUUACUUUUAAAAAAAAGUUUAAUGCAAGGCAUUUUAACUCGCUGAUUUUACAUGUAACUAAGUGCUCAAUUUAAGCUUUGGAUUCACUCAAGGUUUAAUCCACUGAACAUGGUUUGAUUUCCAUUUAGCUGUACAUGGAGAUGCUUCAAUCUGUUAUAAUGGAAGUGCAAAGACUGUACAAAAGUGUUAUGUAUAUAAACAGGAAAAGUGUCCUUUAUUUGCAUGGAAUAUCCAGCAUGUUUGACUUGAGGGUAUGUGGAUUCUGCAGGGUAGAAUCCUGUGCGUGUCUUAGGUGGUAUCAGGACUUGUUUUAAAUGAAUGAACUACUGUGAGUUUUUAAAAGAAAGUGGCAGGUUUUCUAUAAGUUAUGCAAAGGUAUCAAACGUUAGGCUAGAGUGAGAGAGAGAAAAUCAGGUACUAUACAACUAAUCAUUUCUAAUUUAUUUCUCAAGUAAUUUCAUCAGGUGGAUGUCUUGUCCACAUUUAGCUCAGUAUUCUUGAUAAUUUGCUAAAGUCUGUUUAAAUGCGCCGCUCAAUUAGUUUUGUAAGUUCAUUAAUGUUCCUCAUUCCUCUCUCAUCUUAUGUUUAAUUUAUUUCAAAUUGACCUGGCAUACAGUUUUGGGAAAUUGACAGCCUCGUGUAGUCAACUUGAUACAUCUUUUAUAGACGGUGAAAGUCUUUGCAUAAAUCUGUGCUUUACUAACCUGUGAACUCUGACUCUGAUGUCCCAAGCUUGUGCUACCACAAGUUAAAAUCAUUGCUGUACAUAUUUUGCCACCAAUUAGGUUAACAUGUAUGAUUUGAAAAAAAAUGUGCCUACUAAGUCAUCUUCAUUCUACUUCACUAUUUCCUUAUUGAAGUCCUUUUGUGAUACGGACUGCAAAGCUGAUGAUGCUUUAUCUUUUUUAAUGAAUCUCCACAGAAAUUGUACAUUUUGAAAGUGGACUAAAUAAAAUCCAACCUCUUAUG